CCCAGCUGCCCACAUCAGACAGAUCGACCGAUCGAUCGAGGCAUAUAAGAAUUGCCAGUGUACAUACAUACAUGUAGUAGGCAGCUCAGCUAAGCUUGGCUUUGCUUUGGUUGCUAGCUAAGGUAGUUGCAAUGGUGAUGGAGAGCGGCGACAAUGGUGCCUCGGCGAGGGAGAGGCUCCUUGGCGGGGACGGCGGCGAGGCGGGUUCGGAGUCGGCGGUGGCGGCGGGGACGCUGGGGAUGGUCUUUGCCAGCACCGGGGUCGCCGUGCUCGGCUCCUUCGCCUACGGCGUCGCGAUCGGCUACUCGGCGCCGACGCAGGCCGAGAUCAGGCAGGACCUGCAGCUAACACUCUCCGAGUACUCGGUUUUCGGUUCGGUAAUAACAAUUGGGGCGAUGAUCGGAGCAGUUGCAAGCGGGCAGAUUGCCGAUGUUGCUGGACGAAAAGGGGCUAUGAGGGCUUCUGCUCUUGUCUGCAUUGUCGGAUGGCUGGCAAUCUUCUUUGCACAAAGUGCUGCUUCACUUGAUUUUGGGAGAUUCUGCACCGGGUUUGGCGUGGGGGUGUUUUCAUACGUGGUGCCGGUUUUCAUCGCAGAAAUAGCUCCCAAGGCUCUUCGUGGGGGGCUUACAACUCUGAACCAAUUGCUGGUAUGUACUGGAUUAUCUGUGACGUAUAUUGUCGGAACGGUUGUAUCAUGGCGCAUGCUGGUCAUAGCUGGACUUGUUCCAUGCAUGAUCCUCAUAGUUGGUCUCUUCUUCAUCCCCGAAUCUCCUCGAUGGCUGGCAAAAGUGGGCCGGCAAAAGGAGUUUGAAAUAGCACUGCAGCGCCUCCGUGGGAAAGAUGCAGAUGUGUCCCUUGAAGCAGCUGAAAUCAAGGAAUUCAUCGAAACUAUUGAAAAUCUUCCGAAGGCCGGAAUUCAGGAUCUCUUCAGUAGGUCUUACAUCCGGCCUGUCAUUAUCGGUGUCGGUCUAAUGGUUUUCCAGCAAUUUGUAGGGAUAAAUGGCAUCCUAUUCUAUGCCAGUGAAACUUUUGUAUCAGCUGGGUUCACUUCUGGAAACCUGGGAACCAUCUUGAUGGGUUGUAUACAGGCGCCAAUCACAGCACUUGGAGCUCUACUGAUGGACAGAAGUGGGAGAAGGCCACUAUUGUUGAUUUCAACAUCUGGACUCCUCGUUGGAUCUCUUAUGUCAGGGAUAUCAUUCUAUCUCAAGACUCAUGGGAUAUUUGCAGAGCAAGUCCCGGUAAUCGCACUCACUGGCAUACUGGUCUACAUUGCAAGCUUUUCACUAGGAAUGGGUUCAGUUCCUUGGGUCAUAAUGUCAGAGAUAUUUCCCAUAAAUAUGAAGGGAAUCGGCGGGAGCUUCGUGACUCUGGUGAACUGGUUCGGUUCGCUUGCAGUUUCUUUCGCCUUCAACUUCUUCAUGAGCUGGAGUUCUUCAGGGACAUUCUUCUUCUUCGCCUUUGUUUGCGCCAUGGCCAUUCUUUUCAUUGUGAAGGUCGUGCCAGAGACAAAAGGCAAGACCUUGGAAGAGAUUCAGGUUUCCAUAAACCAUGGCACAUAGUGGAUUGGAGAAGAACCAAAAUAAUACGAUGUAUCUUUGCUUGUCCGUGCAAUUGUAGAAAAUGUGUAUGAAUAUGUAACAAAGAUGGAUAUGCCACAGGUGCUCUAUACUGUCCUUGAUAAAAUCAGGGCAGCCAAACGACACAGAAAAUUGAUGCAUUGAUGUAUCUAUCCUUCAAAUAGAGUUACAAGUGCCUCUUCUGUUA
Brachypodium distachyon (stiff brome) is the source of this 1767-nucleotide messenger RNA. Its product is annotated as sugar transporter ERD6-like 7. The coding region runs from base 132 to 1562 and encodes 476 amino acids. Gene Ontology annotation, biological process: carbohydrate transport; transmembrane transport. The record is from RefSeq and is a predicted model, not a curated record. The transcript has 17 exons. Gene Ontology annotation, molecular function: sugar transmembrane transporter activity. Gene Ontology annotation, cellular component: membrane. Lineage: Eukaryota; Viridiplantae; Streptophyta; Magnoliopsida; Poales; Poaceae.